Molecule: messenger RNA, 1566 nt
Organism: Populus trichocarpa (black cottonwood)
Lineage: Eukaryota; Viridiplantae; Streptophyta; Magnoliopsida; Malpighiales; Salicaceae
Exons: 2
Coding region: 1-1566 (521 amino acids)
Source: RefSeq, a predicted model, not a curated record
AUGGCGACUCCGCUGGGGACCACCUUGUCUGGUCGGACUAAGCUUUGCUUGUUUGAUUCAAGAAACAUAGAAGAUGAAGAGCGUGCUCACCGUGAUGCCCAUUUCCAAGAAGAGUUAGAGUCUCUGAAAGCAAGCGUGGCUCGCCUUACUAGCUUACUCGAGCAAACACUUAGAAAUGCUUCUGGUGAAGGUCCUUCCAACCAGCCUGCUAUUUUUGUUCAGCCUUCAGCAACAGCUCAACCCAAAGAAACAAUUAAUAAACAUGGUCAAGAACCUCCAUACAAUCCAGCAUUUGUACACUCAACGCCACCGGCACCCGCCCUUGCAGUCAUAGACCCAUUUGCCAAUGAGUCCCACAAGAUCAAGUCAUCUAAUGGCAUUGAUCAAGAUAAGAUUUCGGCGUUGGAAGCCCGGAUUAAAGCCAUUGAAGGGGUAGACUUGUACGAUCCAGUACGGGCAGCAAAAAUGUGUUUGGUCCUAAAUGUGGUUGUCCCGAAGAAGUUUCGUGUUCCUAAAUUCAUCAAAUACACUAGAACACAAUGCCCCAUAACUCAUUUAAAAUCCUACUGCAACAAAAUGGUAGAAGUAGUACACGAUGAAAAACUACUGAUACACUUUUACCAGGAUAGCUUAAAUGGGACGGCAUUAAGUUGGUACAUGAGAUUGGACAACACCAAAAUCCGUAAAUGGAAAGACUUGGUGGAUGCUUUUGUGAAGCAAUACAAGUACAAUAUGGACAUCACUCCUAACAGAACUAGCUUGUCCAAUCUUGAAAAAAAGGAUAAAGAAAGCAUAAGGGAAUAUGCUCAAAGAUUGAGAGAUCUAGCUUCUCAAGUGCAUCCCCCGCUUUUGGACAAAGAGAUGGUCACUCUAUUUGCUAACACGCUCAAGGACCCAUACUACGAACAUGUGAUGGGUAGUUCGGCCCAGCAAUUUACUGACGCUGUGGUAGUAGCUGAGCGCAUAGAGCAAGGAGUAAAUAGUGGUAGAAUCUCUGCACCUGUGGAAAAAAAGGGCUUUGAAGGUAAAAGGAAAGAGGUUGACCAUGUUGAGGGUAGCUAUAUGGAUAGGAAGAACCCAUUCCAAAAAUACCACACUCCAUCCAUUUCACCCCAAAUCGCCAAUAUCAAUCUCAACUCUUCUUUUCCUGCCAGAAAACCUGAGCCUCAAACCAAACACCAAAGAGCUCAAGAACAACUACUUUCAUUACCGCUGCCCUUAAAUGAGAUGUACCAAAAGCUACUGAGCAUUGGGCAAAUAGCUCCAGAACCCCUGACACCUCUGCAACCACCUUACCCUAAUUGGUACAGGCUAGAUCUCACUUAUGAGUACCAUGCUGGCGCCGUGGGACACAACAUUCAUACUUGUAGUGCCUUCAAGAAGAGGCUCAUGCAUUUGAUUAAAGCUGGAUGGAUAACCUUCGAAGGAACUCCAAACGUGAGUUUGAACCCUUUACCCAAUCAUGCUUUAGGUACUGGAUCAGUGAAUGCACUGGAGGUGGAAUGCUCUGGAAACCUCAAAGCACGAGUAGGGUGUGAAGAAGGUAGUGUGAAUUCUCGAGGAUAG